This is a messenger RNA of Laccaria bicolor S238N-H82, 168 nucleotides long. RefSeq lists its product as uncharacterized. The transcript has 2 exons. The record is from RefSeq and is a predicted model, not a curated record. The coding region runs from base 1 to 168 and encodes 55 amino acids. NCBI's taxonomy places the organism in Eukaryota, Fungi, Basidiomycota, Agaricomycetes, Agaricales, Hydnangiaceae.
AUGGGCAUGGACUCAAUUCAAUACCUACGCACUCCACAAACAUGCUCCACAAAGCCAUUUACAAAAUGGUUGAGUUCCCAUCCAGUACAUUCCUGUGGCCUGUUUCACCAGAGCAUGGGCUCAUUUGCACAAGUUGUCAGGACCUUAAUUGUUGUACCUUCAAUGUAA